Osmerus eperlanus (European smelt) is the source of this 2208-nucleotide messenger RNA. RefSeq names its product neuronal acetylcholine receptor subunit non-alpha-3-like. Gene Ontology annotation, biological process: signal transduction; synaptic transmission, cholinergic; regulation of membrane potential. Gene Ontology annotation, molecular function: acetylcholine-gated monoatomic cation-selective channel activity; acetylcholine receptor activity. Gene Ontology annotation, cellular component: synapse; neuron projection; plasma membrane. The coding region runs from base 114 to 1577 and encodes 487 amino acids. The transcript has 6 exons. NCBI's taxonomy places the organism in Eukaryota, Metazoa, Chordata, Actinopteri, Osmeriformes, Osmeridae. The record is from RefSeq and is a predicted model, not a curated record.
CAGGAGUAAAUACAAAUUUAUUUUGGAAUGUAGUGUAACUUCCAACCCGACGCAGAGCCAUAACUUAUCUCUAGUUUGAAUAGGUUUAGGUUUCAAAGGAAAAGAAAAUCACCAUGAACUUGCGACUCUCCCUACUCUUUCUGACUGUCUUGUGUGCGCUCUCCAUUGCCACUAUCCCGGCCCCGGGUGAGUUUGUGUCCCUGGCAGAGAUGGAGGAUGCGUUGCUCAGGAACCUGUUCCAGGGUUACCAGCGCUGGGUCCGACCCAUCCAGCACGCCAACGACACGGUCACUGUACGCUUUGGUCUGAAGAUCUCUCAGCUGGUCGACGUGGAUGAGAAGAACCAGUUGAUGACCACCAAUGUCUGGCUCUGGCAGGAGUGGAUUGACUACAAGUUGCGAUGGAACCCUGCUCACUAUGGAGGAAUCACAUCCAUCAGAGUUCCCUCAGAGACUAUUUGGCUGCCAGACAUUGUUCUCUAUGAGAAUGCUGAUGGGCGCUUCGAGGGCUCCCUGAUGACCAAGGCCAUUGUCAAGUUCAACGGCGCCAUCACCUGGACGCCGCCGGCCAGCUACAAGUCAGCGUGCACCAUGGACGUCACCUUCUUCCCCUUUGACCGGCAGAACUGCUCCAUGAAGUUCGGCUCCUGGACGUACGACGGCAACAUGGUGGACAUGGUCCUGAUCGACGACCACGUGGACAGGAAGGACUUCUUUGACAACGGCGAGUGGCAGAUCCUCAACGCCACAGGGGCAAAGGGGAACCGGAAAGACGGCCUCUACUCUUAUCCCUUCAUCACAUACUCGUUCAUCCUGAAGAGGCUGCCGUUGUUCUACACCUUGUUUCUGAUCAUCCCCUGCUUGGGCUUGUCGUUCUUGACCGUGCUGGUGUUCUACCUUCCGUCGGAUGAAGGAGAGAAACUGUCGCUCUCCACCUCCGUCCUGGUGUCGCUCACUGUCUUCCUGCUCGUGAUCGAGGAGAUCAUCCCUUCCUCCUCCAAGGUCAUCCCCCUCAUCGGGGAGUACCUGCUCUUCAUCAUGAUCUUCGUCACCCUCUCUAUUAUCGUCACUGUCUUUGUCAUCAACGUGCAUCACCGCUCCUCGUCCACCUACCACCCCAUGUCGCCGUGGGUACGCAACCUCUUCCUCCAGAGGCUACCCAGGAUGCUUUGCAUGCGGGGCCAUACCGACCGCUACCACUACCCAGAGUUGGCGCCUGAGAGCCCCGAGCUGAAGCCCAAGACAGGGGCACGGAAGGGGGGCCAGAGGGGCUCUGGCGAGGCCCACGGACAGGCCUCCCCAGAGGGGAAGGAGGACGAGAGCCAGGCCUGGCUCAACAUGCUGGAGAGGGCUACGUGCUCAGUCCGCUACAUCAGUCGCCAUAUCCGUAAAGAGCACUUCAUCCGAGAGGUGGUCCAGGACUGGAAGUUUGUGGCUCAGGUUCUGGACAGGAUCUUCCUGUGGGCCUUCCUCACCGUGUCAGUGUUGGGCACCAUCCUCAUCUUCACCCCUGCAAUCUACAUGUUCCUCAGCACCCCCCCACAGUCAAAUACAGCCCCAGAGACUACUGGCCCCUAGCCUAGAUGACCCAGACACUGCCCUCACCCACUUCCCUUCCCUGUCUCCACCCUGAGUCAGCACCCACGAUCCUCUCCUCGGUCCAGAUCUUACUGGUCUCUCCACCUCAGUACCUGUACCCAGCAUUGGAAGCUGAUCAGGUUGGUUUGGUUCUGCCCUCUGCACAUUCUGCCAUGGCUUACUUAGGCCCAAUUAUGGAUAUCACCAUGUCAACCUGCAAGUACUGUAGCUUAGUUCUUCACCCUAACAUCUCCACAGCUGGCAGUUCAUCUCUGAUGCCACAUUUCAUCUAAGUAGAUAUGUGGAUGAUCUAUCAAAAGAGACAAGACUCACUUACAGUAUAAGGGGGAGGGUGUUAGAUCAAAGUUGUGCUGGGUAUUACACAUUAUUGCUUUAAGGUAAUGUAACGUAGUUCAAUAUCAAGAUUGAACUACCUUCGAUUAGUAUAGUACACCAUAAAUAUAUUGCAGUGUAUUCAAUAAAUAAUAUAUUUCACUAGGUUGUAACUACGGCAAUACAUACAACUUACUUGCAACAUAGUACCUAUACUCUUUAUCUUUUUAUACUGUGGAGUUAUUUAUUUGAAGAAAAGAAAAGUUAGAUUGUAGAAUGGUGUCAGUAUCCAGGUCAU